UAAGCGUAAAAUAAACAAUUAAAGAAUAAAAUAGGAGAUACAAUCGGUGAUGGCGAACAGUAGGGUAGCAUACUUGUGUACCCUCCUGAUAAUCUGAAAAGCAAGUAGAGAUAUGGCUAUAUGCCAGGGAGGAAUUCUGUCUAUAACUGUAAGGCCACCUCGUAGAAUUACUAGGUAAUGAGCUGAGGGUGUAACUAGGACGACUACGUAUAUUGUUAAUUCAGCCAUUAAAAUGAUAUCCGGUACAGUGUUGAGAGCACUGGGGCGGAUGUAAAACACGUGAGCUAAGUCACGUGCUGAGAUAUUUCAGGACAUUUCGGGUCUCCAAUAUCCUCUAUUAAAAGUAUGGCUGACCUAGUACGAGAGACGCUCUACGUCAACAACCUCAACGAUAGAGUAUCCACAACGAAGCUCAAAGAUGCGCUUUCCCAGUUGUUCGAGAAAUACGGAAAGAUUGUACAAAUCACCGCCCAUUCCAACUUGAAGAUGAAAGGACAAGCAUUCAUAACGUUUGAGAACAACGAGGCCAGCUCGUUGGCCCAGAAAGAAUUGGAUUCCCACGAAUUGUUCAGCAAGAAGAUGCGCGUGCGAUUUGCCAGGUCUAAUUCAGACAACUACCACAUCACAGUCACAGGAAAUACUGCCCCUGUGGAAGACAGAAAGAAAACCAAGGAAGAGGUGCUGAAAAAGCGAAAACUCGAAACAAAGCCCAAGAGGUCAGCAGCUUCGACAGCAACGAAAAAGAGGAAGGUCCAGGACUUCAAUCUGUUGCCACCUCACAAAAUAUUGUUACUCCAGAAUAUAGGCUCGCAAGUCGAACCCAGCCAGUUGAACGAAUUCUUUGAAAAGCACAGUGGCUUCAUCAACGUCCGUUCAGUCAAGGUGAGGAACUUGGCGUUCAUUGAAUACGAUAGCGAACCCUUGGCAACCAGUGCCUUGGACAGUAUUGAUCAAGAGGAACUCAAGGGGUUGUUUGGGGAAGCCGUUCUAUUAACAUAUGCUAAAAAAUAGUGUAAAUACAAGAGUUUUCGGAGUG
This is a messenger RNA of Suhomyces tanzawaensis NRRL Y-17324, 1036 nucleotides long. RefSeq lists its product as uncharacterized. The transcript has a single exon. Lineage: Eukaryota; Fungi; Ascomycota; Pichiomycetes; Serinales; Debaryomycetaceae. The record is from RefSeq and is a predicted model, not a curated record. Gene Ontology annotation, molecular function: mRNA binding. Bases 346 to 1011 code for a protein of 221 amino acids. Gene Ontology annotation, cellular component: cytoplasm; ribonucleoprotein complex; nucleus.